CGGACAGACCAGUAGACCACUCCUCCCGACAUUGCCGGAAGUGGGCGUUCGUUCGUGGGCGCGCCUGCCUUUGCUGCCUCUGGAGAACGAGGACGAACGACGAUGCAGCCGCGUGGGCGUGGCGAGAGGAUGUCGGCGGCGGUGAAGAAGGGGCCGUGGACGGCGGAGGAGGACGAGGUGCUGCGGCGGCACGUCCGGGAGCACGGCGCCUGCGAGUGGAGCUCCAUCCGGUCCCGCGGCCUCCUCCCCCGCACCGGCAAGUCCUGCCGCCUCCGCUGGGUCAACAAGCUCCGCCCAAACCUCAAGACGGGUUGCAAGUUCUCGGCGGAGGAGGAGCGGGUGGUGAUCGAGCUGCAGGCGCAGUUCGGGAACAAGUGGGCGAGGAUCGCCACGUACCUGCCGGGCAGGACGGACAAUGAUGUCAAGAACUUCUGGAGCACGCGCCAGAAGCGCCUCGCCAGGAUCCUCAGGGCGCCGCUGCGCCCGCGCACCAGGAGGUCCGCCGCCGCCGCCAAGCGGCAGAUCCGCGCCGGCGGCAGCGGCGCUGUUUCUUCUUCUUCCCCUUCCACUGCCGCGGCGCCAUCACAUUCGCAGGAGUUGCUGCCGACAGGCCAGGCUUCCGAGCCUCUGUACCAGGUUCAGGAUCACCGUCCCUGCUUCGACAUGAUCCCCUUCCACGAGCCGACGAUGCACGAUCACCACAUCAUCGGCCAGAGUUGGAGCCAAGAACCGCCGCCGCUCACUCAAUGCGCCGACGCCGGCAAGCAGAAUGGCGAGUAUCUAUGCCAGGUUCAGGUUCGGGAGCGUCCCUGCUUCCCCACGAUCCCUUUCCAACAGCCACCGCCGUUGCCGACGACGCGCCACUACAUCAUCGGUCAGAGCAGUCAAGAACCGCCGUCGCCGCCGCCGAUGGCCAACCCUCGGUGCGCCGACACGUCAUUAUUGUUCCCAGGACUGCUUGGCCCCGGACCCGUCCCACCGUCUCCGGUCGCCGGGUUCGCAUCCGCCACAGGAAUAUGCGGCAGCUCGUCCUACGGUGCCGCCCCUCCAGCUCUUUCUUUCCACCACCCGCUGUCCUUCCUCUGCGCCGGUGACCCCACGCCGAUGGUCGAUCCGGCCGCCACACUUGCGGGCAAUGGCGGCGUCCCCUACUUGGAGCCGAAACCGGAGCAGGCGCAGCAGCCGCCUCCUCUCGGGUUCUUUGGGCUGGAGGAGGAAUACGUUGACGAGUAUGGUCUCCUCGGCGGGUUGGUGCGGCGGGACACGAUUUUCGAUGACCUUGCACCAGAGAUGUUUGACUUCUUUGAGCUCUCGCCAUCGCCGCCGCCGCCGUCCACUGGUUUGUAGAUCGAUGCCACUGACUCAUGACUGGAGCAUCCGGAUGACUAAUAAUGCGUUGAGUCUGACGUGCACCCUAGCUUAUUAUAGCAUCCACUAAUCUGAAAUGCUGCUCCGUUGUUGUUUCAUUGUGCAAUUGUAACAUUAUUUUUGUGCUCAUAUAGAUGGCUAGCUGGGUAUCCUGAGCAGUACUAGAAGGAAUUAUGUUAACAUGUGUAUGUGUUUGAUCGAGUUCAUAUAUACUGCAUUGUGGUU
Brachypodium distachyon (stiff brome) is the source of this 1593-nucleotide messenger RNA. Its product is annotated as transcription factor MYB80-like. The transcript has 4 exons. The coding region runs from base 103 to 1347 and encodes 414 amino acids. The record is from RefSeq and is a predicted model, not a curated record. NCBI's taxonomy places the organism in Eukaryota, Viridiplantae, Streptophyta, Magnoliopsida, Poales, Poaceae.